AAUAUAUAUAUCUGUCUCUACAGGGUUUUUGAGAAAUUGUUUAAAAACUGGUAGUUUAUAUAAAAUCUGUAUAGAAAUAUAUGGGAAUGUUGUUGUUUUAGAUCUGGCUGCACGUUCUUCAAUGUCUUUGCUUAUAGGAUGAUGUUGGGAAAUGAAUUGUUCGUAGCGUAAAAUGAGUGAAACGGAGACUUUAAGUAUGAAAACAAAGUCGCCUUCGGCUCUUGUACCGCUUGGGACUUUGAUUGGCCGUGAGCUUAGAAAUGGGAAUGUUGAAAAACCGAGUGUUAAUUAUGGACAAGCAGCGUUGGCAAAGAAAGGAGAGGAUUAUUUCUUGAUCAAGCCUGAUUGCCAGAGGAUUCCUGGUGAUCCGUCCACAUCGUUUUCAGUUUUCGCGAUAUUCGAUGGGCAUAAUGGUAUAUCAGCUGCCAUUUUUGCGAAGGAAAAUUUGUUGAACAAUAUUUUAAGUGCGAUUCCUCAAGGAUGUGAUCGUGAAGAGUGGCUUCAAGCACUUCCUCGAGCGUUGGUUGCAGGGUUUGUAAAAACUGACAUAGAGUUUCAGCAGAAAGGUGAGACAUCGGGUACAACUGUUACAUUUGUCGUGAUUGACGGGUGGACUAUAACUGUUGCCUCUGUUGGGGAUUCACGGUGCAUAUUGGACACACAAUCUGGUGUGGUAUCACUACUGACAGUUGACCACAGGCUUGAAGAGAAUGUUGAAGAAAGGGAACGUGUAACAGCAAGUGGAGGUGAAGUAGGGCGUCUUAAUAUUUAUGGGGGGAAUGAGGUUGGUCCACUUCGUUGUUGGCCUGGUGGGUUAUGCCUCUCGAGGUCUAUUGGUGAUACAGACGUUGGAGAGUUUAUUGUUCCAAUACCGCACGUGAAGCAAGUGAAGCUCCCUAAUGCUGGUGGAAGACUUAUAAUUGCGUCAGAUGGUAUUUGGGAUGCUUUAUCAUCUGAUGUAGCAGCUCAAUCUUGUCGUGGAUUGCCUGCAGAACUUGCUGCUAAGCUUGUUGUGAAGGAAGCUCUUAGGUCACGUGGAUUAAAAGAUGACACAACCUGCGUGGUUGUUGAUAUCAUUCCAUAUGGGUAUCCGGUCAUACCUCCAACGCCCAAAAAGAAACAAAAUCUUCUCACUUCACUCAUUCAUGGCAAGAGAUUUCAGAACUCUAUGAAUAAAGAGCCAAAUAAGCUUUCGGCUGUUGGGACCGUAGAGGAGAUAUUUGAAGAGGGUUCGGCAAUGCUUGCAGAAAGGCUGGGAAAAGAUUUGCAUUUAAAUUCAAACUCGGGAAUCUUUAGAUGCGCAGUUUGUCAAGCAGAUGAGGCCCCGAAUGAUGAUCUAUCUGGAACAAUUUUCUCAGCAUCGUCCGGACCCAUGUUAUGUUCAAAGUGUAGGAGAAAGAAGGAUGCAAUGGAAGGGAAAAGGGCAAGCGUACCGACAUUGAUGAUAUAACCUAAGGUAAAUACUAAUACAUUCUUUCAUUGGCAGUGUGAGCAUCAUCUCUUUUGCUAAAUCUUGAAAUCUCGUGUGAAAGAGAUGAAACAUACAGAGUUUGUAGGUGUUGUGGAGAUGUUAGGAGUGUGUCUGUCGACUAUAUUUUGUGCUCGGCUGUUGGAUUGACUAAUUAUGAACAAAUGCUACAUUAUAUUUUAUGAAUAUAUAUAAGAAAAUAUGAGUGUGAUAGUGUUUGAUUGUGCA
Erigeron canadensis is the source of this 1696-nucleotide messenger RNA. RefSeq names its product probable protein phosphatase 2C 5. Bases 173 to 1450 code for a protein of 425 amino acids. Gene Ontology annotation, molecular function: protein serine/threonine phosphatase activity. The record is from RefSeq and is a predicted model, not a curated record. Gene Ontology annotation, biological process: protein dephosphorylation. The transcript has 8 exons. Lineage: Eukaryota; Viridiplantae; Streptophyta; Magnoliopsida; Asterales; Asteraceae.